Staurois parvus is the source of this 1602-nucleotide messenger RNA. The record is from the annotation of a GenBank genome assembly. NCBI's taxonomy places the organism in Eukaryota, Metazoa, Chordata, Amphibia, Anura, Ranidae.
AUGUGUGUGGCAUCAGAAGCAGUGAAAAUAGAAAAUUCAGGAAAUAUCACUCCAGAGAAACUGAAAGCUGGGGUGACAGAUGAAGGCAUGAUUUGCAGCAGCCUGAAGGAAUGUGCUAAUGUAUGUCAAGAGGAAAGUUUUAGCGAUGCUAAAAUUAACAAACAUGACUCCCUUCCCCAGAGCAUUUGGACAUGCAUUAUGUUGGACUUCUAAAACGGGAAAAAAUUAAAAAGAAAAAGAAGAAAAGCAAAACGGACAAUGAUUCUAUUGAUAAAGGGUCUCCAAAUAAGAGUUGUAAAAGGAGGCAGUCCUCAGAGUCAGAUAUUGAAAGCGUCAUGUACACAAUUGAGGCAGUCGCAAAGGGAGACUGGAGUGUUGAAACACCUUCAGUUUCACCAUGCAAAAAAGUACGUUCAGCUGCUAGUCCAAAAUAUAACUUAACUGAAUUUAAGCCAACCAAGAAAAAAAGUGAAAUCAAAAGAGAAGAAGAUAAAUGAUAAAGCUUUAGAGACUACCAAAGACUUGAUGAAACCAGAGCCCAUAAAUACAAUACCUGAUGCAGAAUCACCUACUGAAGUACCUGAAGAGAUAAAGGAAGAACCACUAUCUCCUACAGAGGACAUGCCUAUGUUAUACAUACCAGAAAUGCUCAAAACUGAAGACUGUGACAUUAGCAAAAAAGCUGAAGCCUGUGGGUCAAGGAAGUCUGAGAGGGCCUGUAAAGGGGCUCUCUACAAAACACUUGUAUCAGAGGGAAUGCUGACAACUUUACGAGCUAAUGUUGACAGAGGUAAACGAAACCCUGGAAAAGGUGGUUCAUCUGACCAUGAGGGCUGCUGGAAUGAUGACAACUGGUCAUUUAGCCAAAGUGGGAAUAGUGGGACUAAAAAACUGAAGAAAGUAAAACCAAAGGAGGAAGGGCCUGCUGGUUUAGCAAAGCUGGAGGAGGAGUUUGAGAAGAAGUUUAAUAGCCUUCCCCAAUACAGCCCUGUAACAUUCGACCGCAAAAAUGCUUUUCAGAGGAAAAAGAAAAAGACUAAUACUGGACAAACUGAGCAACAGAAAGGUGCUAUACAGUCUCAAAAAAAGUUAUUUCACAAAAUUGUAAGCAAAUACAAGCAUAAAAAGGAGAAGCAAAGCACACUGGAUAAAGCCAUAGAAGACAAUAACAAUAAUGAUAACCCAAGGAGCAGUUCCAAUUCAGUUCCUCACAUUCCAGAACCUACUGCAAAUCAUGAACCUCUGGUUGGAAGUCAGAAGAGAAAAGCAAGAAAAACUAAAAUUACACAUCUUAUUAGGUCUUUGGAUUGUCAGUCUUCUUCCUCUGUUAAAAGUCAAGAUGGAAAGAUUCCCACAAAUAGCUGCAACAUGGAGGGAACUUGCCGGGCAGAACUGACAAUCACUGAAGAAGCUGGCAUUGCACAGAACUGCAGUAUUACCCAGGAUAUGCCGGCUGUAUCUGCUUUCUUUAGUCUAGCUGCUCUGGCUGAGGUAGCGGCCAUGGAAAAUGUUCACAGGAGUCCUAGGUCCACCCAUUCAAGAGAUGGCCAGAAGAAAGAAAUGCCCAAGUCUGCUGUGCUCAUCUCCUGUGCUGACCAAUAA